CUCGAGUGAAGACGGGUUUGCCGAAUUAAACAGCCGAACACGGCUUUUUAGAAUUAAAAAAAAAAAAGUUCUCCCCUUUCUUUACACACUUUCUCUUCCUCAUGCAACACCAUAGAAAAGAAAUGGCGGCAUCUUCUAGAAGAUCGAGCGGACCGGUUCUCGGAUCCCUCACCCCAUCGGGCCGCUUCAAUUCUCACUACGCUUCACAGUCUCCAUCUUCUUCUUCUUCAGCUUUCGCUUAUUCGAGUUCAAGCUUUAGUUCACGCUCCUCAACUUUCUUUAAUCAACACAGAUCUAUCUCUCCGCCACGUGUCAAUCUUUACAAUCACUCUUCAUCCGCGCCGUCUGUGCGAUUCUCGCUUGAUAACCGUCCGAUCUCGCCUAACCGUUCGAUUACCACCGUCCGUCGAAACACCGAGGUGUUGAAGAAUUUACAGAGCAAACAACCGAAGCGGACUUGCAUGUGUUCUCCUACGACGCAUCCUGGAUCGUUCCGUUGCAGUCUUCAUAAGAGUUGCAAUAAUUCGCACUCGGAGACAAGUUACGCGCCUAGUAAUCGGCUCAACGCCCGUAGAUCUGCGAUGACGAACUCGUUGGUCAGAAUUGGAGGAGUCGAAGGAGAUCUGGUUAAGAGAGCUUUGUCUGCUUUGAUUAGACCUUCCUCUCACCAGCAGCGUCGCCGCGCAGCUUUUCAGCCGAGACCGAGCCGGCUCUCUAUGAUGUCAAAAGCUGAGGAUUUAUGAAGAUUCCUUUUGCGGUAUGUCUAAUCUUUUAACGCUCAUUGGUUAAGUCUCCGAGAUUUUCCGGUGGUUAGAGAUUGAGCUUCCGGGUAACGCCGCAGACGGUGCCGCUGAAGUUAGAUUCAGGCGAAGAGGUUGGAGAUCUGGACGAAGGAUUCGAGACGGAUAUGAUUUUUAGUGUACUCCGGGUGACCGAAACCGUAAAAUCCAAGGAACAAAUUAUCAUUUACUUUGUUGGUGUAAAUACACACAUAUUUGCAGCCAAUGGCAAAUUUGAGGAGCUUUUGGACAAAGAAAACUCUUAAGAUUUCUUAAAGAAUACUAACCUAAUCUAAUCUAAUCUAAUCUAAUCUAAUCUAAUCUAAUAUAAUCAAACUAAAUCUAAUCUAAAAAUCCUAGGCCAGAUCUCAGCUCUGCUUGGUUUCAGUUUGUUUCUUCCAUUUGGUUUGGUCUCCAAACACCAUUCCAUUCCAGCGCAGUUCUUUUUCUUUUCCAUGAUCCGUUUGGUUUGGCGUUUUCCGUUUCUCAUUUCAUCGGUUUCUCUUCUUCUGUUUGUUCUUCUUCCCCUUAGACUCGUACCACUCAUCAUUUUCGUAUUAGACAUGGGCAAGUUGUGUGCGGAAUUUACAUACCUUGAUGAUUUUACAUAGACAGAGGCAAGGGAGAAUUAAAGUGAAUUAGACCUUGAAGAUAAGGUUGGCGUUGGAGGAGAACAUGAAAUGAAAUUGGACCCUCGGAACUUGAGGGAAAAUGUUGCUAAAAAUGUUAAAAUCAUAGUAAGGGGCGCGAAGGAGAAACGAUAAUAAUUUGAUUAAAGAAGAAAAGAAAACAGAAAUUUCAACAUUGAUUAAAAUGAAAGAAACCUAUCAAUCGGGGAGUUGAGAAAACUUAUUUCAUGAAAUAAUAAUAAAGGAAACUUAAAAAUUUCACUUGCAUUCAAAAUUAUUAGCAACAAGAAGAAUUGGUUCACGCCCACAGGAACUAAUUGCCGUCGUCU
Durio zibethinus is the source of this 1737-nucleotide messenger RNA. RefSeq lists its product as uncharacterized. Lineage: Eukaryota; Viridiplantae; Streptophyta; Magnoliopsida; Malvales; Malvaceae. The record is from RefSeq and is a predicted model, not a curated record.